Cynara cardunculus var. scolymus (artichoke) is the source of this 673-nucleotide messenger RNA. Its product is annotated as acyl carrier protein 1, chloroplastic-like. Gene Ontology annotation, molecular function: phosphopantetheine binding; acyl carrier activity. The record is from RefSeq and is a predicted model, not a curated record. The transcript has 4 exons. The coding region runs from base 112 to 534 and encodes 140 amino acids. Gene Ontology annotation, biological process: fatty acid biosynthetic process. Lineage: Eukaryota; Viridiplantae; Streptophyta; Magnoliopsida; Asterales; Asteraceae.
ACGAACCUAAUUUACCCUUUAUUACCUAUAUAUACCUAAUGCUCUCUCCAUUUACACACUCAUCGUUCUCUCCGCCGAGUCUACCAGAAAUCAACCUCAUCGGAUCGGCGUAUGGCGACGUUCACCGGAGCAUCCUUCACCACUCUGCUCUCUUCUCAACAGAUUUCACGACAAUGCCUGGCACCAACCAGGAUCUCUGGCCUGAAGUUGGUUUCUUUUUCCCGUUCGGGAAGGAGCAAUCUCCCUUUAUCAUUCCACCGCCUUCAGGUUUCCUGCGCUGCCAAGCAAGAGACGGUGGAAAAGGUAUGUGGGAUCGUGAGGAAACAACUCGCUCUAAAUGAUGACACUGCAGUUACUGGGGAAUCAAAGUUUGCUGCACUAGGAGCUGAUUCACUUGACACGGUUGAGAUAGUGAUGGGGCUUGAAGAAGAGUUCGGUAUCAGUGUGGAAGAGGAGAGUGCCCAGAGCAUCGCUACCGUUCAGGAUGCAGCAGAUCUUAUCGAGAAGCUCAUCGAGAAAACCAGUACUGCUUAAUUAUUAGGUCUUAAUUUCCCUUCCUUUCUUGUCUUCAACUGUGUUGUUUUUGGUUUUAGUUGGUAAACAGGAUUAUAUAUGGUCCUUUUCAAACAACUUCCUUCGCGCUUGCUAUAAUAUAUAAACAGCGUUCUCUCUA